Messenger RNA from Lodderomyces parapsilosis, 726 nucleotides. It is a transcript of the gene SNO1, whose product is annotated as putative pyridoxal 5'-phosphate synthase. The transcript has a single exon. Gene Ontology annotation, biological process: pyridoxine metabolic process; pyridoxal 5'-phosphate biosynthetic process. NCBI's taxonomy places the organism in Eukaryota, Fungi, Ascomycota, Pichiomycetes, Serinales, Debaryomycetaceae. Gene Ontology annotation, cellular component: cytosol; glutaminase complex. The record is from RefSeq and is a predicted model, not a curated record. Bases 1 to 726 code for a protein of 241 amino acids. Gene Ontology annotation, molecular function: glutaminase activity.
AUGACUGUGCCAAAGCCAGUUACAUUAGGAGUGCUUGCCCUUCAAGGAGCGUUUAGAGAACACAUCACCUAUUUUAAAUCCGUUAUUCAACAGAGUGAAGAAAAAUACUCUAGUUAUUCUAUCAACAUUAUUGCAGUUAGAACCAAAGAAGAGCUUGAGAAUUGCGAUGCGUUGGUGAUUCCAGGUGGUGAAAGCAGUUCUAUGUCAUAUAUUGCAGAAAGAACAAACUUGCUUCCGCAUUUGUACGACUUCGUUUCUGAUGAGUCAAAGUCCAUUUGGGGUACUUGUGCCGGUUUGAUUUUCCUCGCAAAAGAGAUUAAAAAUGCCGUUGAAAAUCAGACAUGCUUGGGAGGUUUAGAUAUUCAAGUUAGUCGAAAUGCCUUUGGUCGACAAGUUGAUUCAUUUGAACAAAAUUUGGAUUUUAGUGGAUUUAUACCUGGAUGCGAUAACUUUCCCACGGUGUUUAUAAGGGCGCCAGUUGUGACCAAGAUAUUGGAAAAUGAGGAACUUGGUGGAUCAGCUUCAGACAAGGUAGUGAGGUCAAAGAACCAUUAUGUUAAUAAAGCCCCAGUUGAAGUAUUGUACAAAUUGCAUAACUACGAUGGGGAGAAAAAUGAACUUAUUGUAGCAGUUAGACAGGGUCGCAUACUUGGCACUUCUUUUCAUCCUGAAUUGUCAGACGACAAUAGGUUCCAUCAAUGGUUUAUAGAUGAGUUUGUUUUGUAG